AUGGUGUCCGCCGACCGCCAGAUCAUCAUGGAGACGAACCGAUCGCUCCGCAACAUCAAGACGGAGCUGGAAAAUCUCCUCGAAAAGGGUGUCAUCGACGAAGCCGUCUUCGACAACAUCCACGCCGCCCUGCCCCAAGAAUCCCCUCUCUCAGGCCCCCUCCGCACCGCGACGGGCGCCAGCAACGCCGCGAGCAGCCCGGCGCAGAACGCGGCAACAGCCACGGCCGAGCAGCAGCAGCAGCCGCCGACGCAGGCAUUCCAGAACCUGGCCGUGCACGCCGACAGCGCCAAGUCGGCCUCGCCCGCGCCGCCGUGCUACGAGGACACGCCGCCGCCAAACGUGCCGCAGCGCAACAACGCCAAGCCCGUCCUGGUGCACGCGCGCGCGCUGUACCCGUACGUGGCCUCGGACGGGCGCGAUCUGUCAUUUGAAAAGGACGACCGGAUUGCCGUGCACGAGCGCCUCAACCAGGACUGGUGGCUGGGGCAGAACCAGCGCACCGGCCAGGAAGGCAUCUUCCCGCGCACCUACGUCCUCGAGGAGGCCGAUCAAAAGGGCGUGCCGCCCCCCGCUCCCUACGCGCAGCCUCAAUACGGAUAUCCGCCGCCGCAGCAGCAGAAUCCGUACAACGCGAGCGUGCCGCCCAUGGCCGUUGCUGACGGGGGCCAGCCGGCGCAGGGUGGCGGCGGCGGCGGCGACAGCAAGGUUGGCGGGAUGGGCAAGAAGUUUGGCAAGAAGCUGGGCAAUGCGGCCAUUUUCGGCGCGGGCGCCACGAUUGGAGGCAACAUUGUGAACAGCAUUUUCUGA
This is a messenger RNA of Hirsutella rhossiliensis, 810 nucleotides long. RefSeq names its product SH3 domain-containing protein. Lineage: Eukaryota; Fungi; Ascomycota; Sordariomycetes; Hypocreales; Ophiocordycipitaceae. The record is from RefSeq and is a predicted model, not a curated record. Bases 1 to 810 code for a protein of 269 amino acids. Gene Ontology annotation, molecular function: protein binding. The transcript has 2 exons.